CUCGCCCACUCACCCACCACCCAUCCGGCAGAACAAGCUGCACUCUCACCUAUCCACUAACUAUAACAAACUGUUAUUCACCAACUAUGCAAAUGCCUUUUGGGACCUUCCACUUCAACCUCUUGCCCACUUCGGAAAGGCAUUUUCCUAGACUCGGAUAGAAACAUUCUCUACACUUGAUUUCAGUUUCUUUCAGACAGUUUCUAAGAUCCCCUCAUCCUGAUCUCAUCGACCUUUCCCCCCGCGCGCGCUCGAACUUGAAUCAAAAUCUAUCUCACGCUCCUUUCGAUAGCUUCAAACAAACGUUCUAGUCGACCAACAAGCUCAUCGACUACUUUAUACGUGCUUUGCCUCCCCGUCAGGAUGUCGAACCAGGCGAUCCUACGACUUACAAGGGAGAUCAAACAGGUCCAGCAAGGGGCAGACCUAUCUCUGGCUGUACACUACGAUGAUUCAGAUAUCCGAAAUGUACAUGCUCUCAUUCUCGGGCCUCCUGAUACGCCAUAUCAGUUUGGAUUCUUCGAGUUCUCAAUCAAGUUUGGGAGAGACUACCCUACCCACCCGCCAAACGUUCGAGCCUUAACGACAAACUGUGGCCGGUGCCGGUUCAACCCCAACAUCUAUGCUACGGGCAAGGUUUGCUUAACAUGGCGCGGAUCACGCGAAGAGCAAUGGUCGUCUGCACAGGGCCUCGAGUCGAUCCUGAUAUCGAUACAAAGCCUGAUGUCCUCCAAUCCUUACGAGAACGAACCUGGGUUUGAGGUUGCAAGGUCGGAACAUGAUAAACGAAACUCGAAACAUUAUGUUGCAAAGAUCCGCCACGAGACACUUCGACUUGCGGUGAUCGAGCCACUGGAGGCGUCUCUGAGUAUCACCCCUUCAAGCGACGCGAGUACUUCACUCAGUGAUAACGAGGAACGGGAACUGUUGGAGGAAGACAAGCCCUCUUCCGUUCCUUUCGUCGAUUUUCGCAAGAGACGUUUCUUGUGGUAUUUUAGCGCCUACAUGCAGUCAAUAGAUGCUGCCAUGCUGGAAAAUCCACGUAAACAGAAAUUCACAAGGAUGCCCUUCGAACAGGCCAACAAUUCGAUGGACGGCCACUUCGAUUAUGCUGAGCUGAAGCAGCGGCUGGUGGUCAUAAAGACUGCACUUAAUGAGGAAAGCUCCAACUGGUCUGCCGAAGGGCUGGUGGCCAAAGAGCAGGAGUGGGGCAUUGCAGUAAACCUACAGCGCCAAUUCGAACAGAUUAUGGAGAGCAUGAAAAGCCAGAAUAAUUUCACAAUCGACCUGAAUUUGGUUGACGACAAUCCGUUCGUGUGGAAGCUCAUCUACUUUGGCAAGCCCAUGACGCAUCUGGAUGGCGGUAUAUUUGAGAUCGAUAUACGCCUCAGUCCGAAGUUUCCAGAAGUGCAGCCGCGAGUUUCCAUGAGAACUUCCUUCUUCCAUGUUCGUGUAAGCCCAGAUGGUGUCUUGUGUUAUUUCCCUCAGCGGUCGGAGGAAAUGCGAUAUCAUAUCGACGGUAUCGUGGCAGCUCUGGAGGAAGAAAACCCGCCUUAUGAUCCACGAACAACAGUGAACCCUGAAGCCUCUCGAUUAUUCUGGGGAACGCCCGAGGAUCGAAGAAGAUACAACCGCGAGUUGAGACGCUCACUUGAGAGAGCAUUGGAGUAAGCUCGCGGUAAUGCUUGAAUGUUCCUAGCUUCGUCGGCGCUGCGAGGCCGUGACAGACCCAGGUUGCUGGUUAGGUUCUACUCUAUUCCGACGAAAAAGGCUUUCACGGCUUCGACAUAGUUUUCUGAAUGACAUUCAGUGCCAUCAACUCUCCCUUGUACUUUAAGAUUUGCGCGCUUCUGAGAAUGAUUCCACAGGGAUAUGAAUGGACGGGCGAUUGCAUUGCCAUGUUGGAGAGAUGGGUGUUUACUGUGAGUGGCGCAUGAUUUUGAAAAGUGGCUGGCGGCUGGGAAAAGAAUGCUUUUGCAAUGUUGUUUCUUUGAAGAGCUUACGUUCCGUUACUUGCAUUAGU
Messenger RNA from Aspergillus aculeatinus CBS 121060, 2023 nucleotides. Its product is annotated as ubiquitin-conjugating enzyme E2. The transcript is spliced from 7 exons. NCBI's taxonomy places the organism in Eukaryota, Fungi, Ascomycota, Eurotiomycetes, Eurotiales, Aspergillaceae. The coding region runs from base 364 to 1671 and encodes 435 amino acids. The record is from RefSeq and is a predicted model, not a curated record.